Molecule: messenger RNA, 3470 nt
Organism: Hemicordylus capensis (graceful crag lizard)
Lineage: Eukaryota; Metazoa; Chordata; Lepidosauria; Squamata; Cordylidae
Gene: RNF6
Product: ring finger protein 6
Exons: 4
Coding region: 513-2468 (651 amino acids)
Biological process (GO): protein ubiquitination; ubiquitin-dependent protein catabolic process; positive regulation of DNA-templated transcription
Cellular component (GO): nucleoplasm; cytoplasm
Molecular function (GO): ubiquitin protein ligase activity
Source: RefSeq, a predicted model, not a curated record
GCGGGGGUGAGAAUGUUCGCGCAUGCGCGGUCCCAAGCGGAACCGUGAGUUGAGGCGCCGGGACUCGCGGACAGGCAUUGCUGUUGCACCUGGGUGCCAGUUAGGGCCGUUAGCUGCUGUUUGGCUGCCAUUGCGAGAGGCCGGGAGAGAACGGACAGCGCGUGUGCUCGAUGAAGCCGACUUUUCGAAGGUGGCAGAUCGUGAGCCUCUCCUUCAGCCCCUGGGGCGGGGAAGAGGCGCUUGCAGGCAUAGCUCGCUCAGUGAAACCAUAGUCUCUGAGCAGCCGUCACCCCCGGCUCUGGCCUGAAGGCUUCCAUUGAGUACUUCUGGGGAGUGAUUGGCUGCAGUCCGCCUUUUCAGCAGGUGGUUGGGUCGAAGCGCUGUCAAUCAUUUUUCCUUUUAUUUCUCUUCUCCGCCCCCGCGCUCGUGUUGCCUGGCUGGCGAGAAAGGGGAAGGUCUGCCCGUCCAGCCAAGACCAAGGGGACGCCCGCCAGCAAUCUGAUCUUCCCAUAAUGGACUGUUCUAGGUCAUGCUUGGGGGAGGGUGAUGGGCAAACUGUAUCUCAAACGAACAGUGGUGAAGAUGAGAGGCAGCGGCAGCGGCAGCAGGAGCGCCUUAAUAGAGAGGAAGCCUAUUACCAAUUCAUUAAUGAGCUCUGUGAUGAAGAUUACAGGUUGAUGAGAGAUUGCAACCUUCUUGGGACUCCAGGAGAAAUAACAGCAGAUGAGUUACAGCAUCGUUUACAAGGUGCAAAGGAACAUCUGGCAUCCCAGUCUGAUGCAGAAAAUAGAAGUUGGGGAGGAGAUACUGUUGGAUAUUCUGAGACUCUUGGGGAAAACUCAACCAGUGACUCCCUGCUAGAGUGGCUAAAUACUUUCCGUCGUACAGGGAAUUCUACCCGUAGUGGUCAGAGUGGGAACCAGACUUGGAGAGCUGUGAGCCGGGCAAACCCCAGUAGUGGAGAAUUCCGGUUUAGUCUUGAAAUAAAUAUAAAUCAUGAACAUAAUGUUGGUGAUGCUUUUGGAGAAGAGCUUGAUGACAUCUCACGUAGCCAUACCUCUAGGAGCCGUAUAGAAAAUGGGCCUCUAUUAGCAGAUAGCCCAGUAGCUAGUAGAACAAGGAGUAGAACGUUGAGAGAGACUGUUGGCCAUGCACUUCCCUCAUCCAGAGUUGGACGUGCAAGUGGUUCCAUGGUACAAAAUGCUGAAGAAACAGCUCGACUCUUCUCAGGCAGACUCCGAAGCAGGAACAGAACCUCAGCCAGUUUUGUAACACGCAGCAACUUUUUAGAUGACAAUGAACACAACAUUAUUAGGCAAAGGAGAAUACAAAGAGUUUCAUCCAUGAGACUUCACAGAGGGAGAGCUAGAGCUAGAACUCACAGAAGCACACAGCAAAGGCCAGAAGUGUUGAGGCUAAGAUCAACUUUGAGUAGUCGAAGCCGUUCUCUGCUGGAAAGGCAGCAAGGUAGGAGUGCACAACAAAUCCAUACAAGGUCUAGGAGGACACACACAACCCAGUCUCUUCCAGAGCAAAGUGAAGAAAUGCCAUCCUUAGGUAUAACUUUGGAAGAAGAAGAAUUGACUGGAUCCACAACCACACUUAGAAGGCAUCCUACUAUUACAUUAGACCUUCAGGUAAGAAGAAUUCGUGCUGGGGAAAGUAGAGAUCAGGACAGUAUUGCUACCAGAACUCGCUCAAGAGUGGGUAUGGCAGAAAACCUGAUCACCUUUGAAAGUGAUAGUGAGGGAUUUCGUCGGACUGUUUCACGAUCUGAACAUGCAGGGAUACGGACGUACAUCAGCACCAUACGGAUACCUCUUCGUAGAAUAUCGGAAACUGGGCUUGGAGAGUCAUCUUCAGCAGCUCUUAGGUCACUUCUAAGGCAAAUUUUGACUGGUUUUGGAGAGCUAAGCUCCUUAAUGGACACAGAAACGGAUUCUGAAAUUCAGAGGGGUAGUCGGCACUUAUCAGAUAUGCAGUCGGAGCUGUCCACCUUACGCACUCUAAGCAAUAUCGGUGAAUUCAGUGAAACUUCUCGUAGAGGUAGACCUGCUGAACAAGGUAGUAGGGAAUGGCAUGGAGAGACCAAUGCUACUCCACACUACAGUCAUGGUCACGAAGCCCAAGAUAACGGGCAGUUUCAAGAUGCAAGCGAUUUUGUCGAAAAUGGAACACUUCCUAUCCUUCGCCUUGUGUCCUAUCUUUUGUUAGAUGAAGAUGCCAAUGACCACUUGAGGGGAUUAACCAAAGACCAAAUUGACAAUCUUUCCACCCGCAGUUAUGGGAAUGUCAGUGCAGAAGAGGGUGAAAUAAGUAAGACAUGUAGUGUGUGCAUUAAUGAAUAUGUUGCAGGGAACAAGCUGAGGCAAUUACCAUGUAUGCAUGAGUUCCAUUUUCAUUGUAUUGAUCGCUGGCUUUCUGAAAAUUCUACUUGUCCAAUUUGUCGGCAGCCUGUAGUACUCUAGUCUCCCAGGCAAUGGAUUAAUCCCCAUUCUUGAGUUUGUUUUCUCAGUUGAAAGCCAAGUGGUGCUUAUCCUCAUUUUGGAUAAGGGGUUGGGGAGGGUGGGGUUGCUUUACACAUCUGACUCUGAAGAAGAUCUGAUUACAUUUGGCAGUGAACAGGUAUGUCUAUCUUGGAGUGCAGGUAUAAGGGUAAAUGUCAGAUUACCUUUACAGAGUUAUAUUUUUCUACAUAAUUUUUUUCAAAGCACUUGUGUGAUAUAGGUCUUAGGUUGUGUUCUUAACUGUAUGAUCUUGCUUUGAGAGUUUAGUUUGUUUCAUUCAUUUGUCAUAGUAUUUUAUUAGCCAUUUGUUCUAUGAACAACCUUUUUUUUCUGUUGUAAGGGUCUUCCUGGACACCUGGCAGAAAAUACUUAAGUUAUUUGAAGUGCUUGAAUCUAAUUUAUGGUAUAUUUUAAUGGAAAUCAUUAUGAAAUAUCUUGCACACCUGGUUUUAUUUAAAUAUUUUAUAACAGGUCUUGCGUGCUUUACACAUUACUUAAUUCCACUUAAUUCAAUGGAGUGGUUUAAAACUUUGUUUUCCAGUGCAUUCAACAAUCAGAUUAUCUUAGCUUUGAGAAUUAUUAAUCGGCAUUUGCCAGUUCUAUGUUACCUUUAGAAUAUUUCUUAAAUAAUAUUUAUGGUAAUUGAAAUACAUUAAAACAAGUUUUAAUUUGUUUUAAAGCAACUUCUAAUUUGAAGAUGAGUGAGCAUCAAAAGUAAUUUAUUUGUAGCAUGCAUUUUUCUUCUACAGUUUCAGUUUGUUGUGAGACUUUAUCUUUCCUAUACCAUGUACAAAUGGAAUGUAGUAAUACUGGUCAGCUUAAGGGGAAGAGCUUCUUGAGGAUCAAAUGCCAUAAACGGUUAAGGGGAAACAUAUGCUUACUGCAAAAUACCAAAAACAGCUAUAUGCUUGGAUCUUGAGGCUUAUACCAAUACUGACAAAGGAAUAAAACUGCAGAAACAGA